This is a messenger RNA of Paramacrobiotus metropolitanus, 2613 nucleotides long. Its product is annotated as monocarboxylate transporter 12-like. The record is from RefSeq and is a predicted model, not a curated record. Gene Ontology annotation, molecular function: monocarboxylic acid transmembrane transporter activity. Bases 163 to 2337 code for a protein of 724 amino acids. Gene Ontology annotation, biological process: monocarboxylic acid transport; transmembrane transport. Lineage: Eukaryota; Metazoa; Tardigrada; Eutardigrada; Parachela; Macrobiotidae. The transcript is spliced from 4 exons.
UUUUGUGAUAAGCGAUAACAUUAUUGAAAGAGUAUCAUCUUUCCUCUGCGGUCUCAGUUUUUCUUUUUCCUGUGAUCAUCGUCACUACCGACCUUUCGUUUUCCUACUUUUGUUUGUUUGCAAAUUUUAAAUUAUUCCUCCAUUUUACGAUCCCUGCAAAACAUGGAUUCACACGAAUUACACAUUCCCUUCCGCGAUGACUCAGUUCUGCGUCGCGGAUCACCGAUUCCACCGAAUUUCCUGCGCAGUCCCUCAACGAAGCCGCGUUCCCGUGCGAAUAGUACGUUUUCCCAGGAAUCAGAUGAUCAGAGUGUGUCGACAUUGAAGCCGGAUGGUGGGUGGGGCUGGAUGGUGGUGUUUGCAUCCUUUGUCAUACAGAUCAUUGCCGACGGGGUGGCCAAUGCCCAUGGUAUUAUUUUCGUGGAGUUGUUGGAAGUGUAUGGUGAGAGUAAAGGGAAGACGGCCUGGGUGGGCUCGGUGUUCAGUGGAAUACCGUUGAUUUCGGGUCCCAUCGCGUCUGCUUUGGCAGAACAAUACGGUUGUCGUCCAAUCACCAUUCUAGGUGGUUUGUUAGCGGCGCUUGGUUUUGGUUUAAGCGUGUUCGCUACAUCGGUCAACACGCUAUGCAUCACCUUGGGGCUAGUGUCUGGAUUUGGUUUAUCACUGGUUUAUGUUACGUCCAUGUUUAUCUUGGUGCGAUGGUUCGACAACAAACUGUCCUUUACAAUGGGCAUCGCAUCCGCGGGAAGUGGUAUCGGCAUGUUCAUCUUCGCUCCGUUCGUCACCUUUUUGCUGGAAAAAUACGAACUGAGUGGGACGUUGCUGUUACUGUCCGGUGUUUUUCUAAAUAUCAUCGUUUUCGGAGCGGUGAUGCGCGAACCGGAAGACAUGGGACUGGUCACACGCUCCUGCAACGUAUCGGAUUCCGAUGCAACGGAAUCUGAAGGAGAAAGUUCGACCUUGUCCGCGGAUGACCUGCAUAAUAUGCGGCGAUGCGUCUCGUUAAUUGAAAUUCCGACGUUCUAUCGACAGGAACAUCCGGAGAAUCCGUAUUUAGCCGUGGCUGGUAGCAUCGAUAAUGUUUAUACCCCAGUCAAGCCUCCGGUGCCCGUUGCUACGGUUCCGUCGGCUCUGAAAAACACAGCAAGCCCCAGCUUUCAUCCCUUGCUCCCCGUGGAGAAGAAGAAAAAGGUGCGAUUUGAAAAACCUCCGCCCAUACAGCGCCGAAUCAUCGAUCGACGCAGGAGUUAUCUGUUUGGUCAACAUCACGUGGUGAAUUGGAAACGGUAUGGAUUUCACGUUCCGCUGAAGUUGGCCGCCAUGGAAUCGCUGUCCUGUCCCGAUUUAACUUCGGAAGUCGAUCUGUCACAGGAGGAGGAAGACGAAGUCGAUGCCAGUCGCCUACACCGCAUCAUCAAACCUUUACGAAGAGAACUGCGACAAAUUCGUCGUCUCUUAUUCAACGUGAAGCCUCUGCAUAGUCCGAAGUUUGUUCUGUUUUGCCUGGCGAAUCUCAUUCUGUAUCUCGUUGUCGAUAUUCCCUGUGAUUAUGCCACGGAUAACGCGGUGACGCAUGGGAUUGAUUUCCAGAAGGCCUCCUUCUUAUUGUCCAUUAUCGGGAUCGUAACGACGAUUGGGCAGCCGAUUUAUGGGUAUUUAGGCGAUCGGACGUGGUGUGAUGCGCUGGUUCUGUUUGCUGUAUCGAUAUUUUUAUGUGGGGUGGCUACGAUCUUUGUGCCGUUCUUCCUGACGUACGAAGCACUGGCGGGUUAUAGUGGAAUGUUUGGAUUGUUUAUCAGCGGCAGUAAUCCACUGUUUGCCGUCAUUCUCGUGGAUAUUAUCGAUGAAAAGUAUUUCAGUAGUGCGUUUGGACUGCUGUACUUUGCGCAAGGCAUUGCCACGCUGUUUGGACCUCCUCUUGCAGGCUUCCUGUACGAUCUAACGGGCGAUUACGACCUAACCUUCUACGCGGCCGGUGCCGGUAUGAUCUUGGCAUCCAUCAUGCUGCUCCUGUUUCCAAUCGUCAAAAAGAUCACGCGCCGUCGUCGCACUGGCCUGGUGAUUGGACAGAAUCGCGCACCGGAUGUAGAGGCCGUGGGAAAUGGUCACGUUGCGCAGAAAGAAGAGAGCGACACCGAAGAGGAUAACAUCUCCAAUGGACAUGUUGCGGAUGGUCAUCCGCGCAUCUACACCGGGCCCAUUGCACCGCAUCACUUGCAGCAACAUAAACGCGUCAAAGUGGGGAAACAUUUGCUCCCGGAAGGGGAAACGGCACCGGUACAUGUCGGCACGCACCUGCUGCCUCCGUUGGAAGAAGAUGAAGUGGAGAUGGAUUGAACUAUGGGCAGUUAAUAUUUUGUCUGAUCGUUUUUAGCUCUUUCUCAUUGAUGCUUUCUUAUGUCCGGCCGCACUAAGAGUCAGAUUUAGUCUUAUGUUUUAGCGGGAACGGUGAAAUCGCGGUGGGUAGUCUUUUUUGCGCAGUCGGUGUGUUGAAUUUGUUGUUACAGGGGGAAUAUAUGUGAUUUACUGGUUCCUUUUGUUUUAAUUUUGAUAGUAUGUGACCGUUUAGUUGCGAGAAUUCCGUUGAAGUCCAUAAACAAAAUUUCUGACGUG